GUAUUUCAUAACAUUAUGUUUUCAUUUAGAAAAGCUUUAUUUCCCAUAAGUGCCCUGCAGUAGCAUAGCGUGUAAAAGAUGAAUCCGCCAACUGAGAAACUAUCAUCAAGGCUUUUAGCACAAUUAGGACAACCCAAUCCAACAGAAGGAACGCACUUCACAACCCAGUAUGAAAAUACGGAAGUCUUCACAACAACAACUACAGCUUAUAGUUGGAUUACUACUCUGCUGCCGUUUCGGGUCACGACGACGCCUUACGCAACCACGUUCAUUCCUAUUCGGAAAACAACCCCUGCAACACGUCAUAUGGUAACCUUAAUACCAUUUCGAACCCACCCAACACCCAAUAUGAACACACUAGCAGCAAUCGGCAACUCAACAGCAAUAAACUUCACUUCGAUGGCAACUUUUGCAACGAAUGGAAGUUAUGAGAAUGCUUCUCUAUCUUUGCCGGUAACCCCGACGUCCAAUGCAGGCUUAUUAUGUGGUUUCCCAAGUUUUUGUGACAGUUCAGCUUUAACUGGGUGUUCCAAUAUUACACUGAUGAAAUGCGACCGUUGCAGCCCCGUCGUUGCGGGCGUUUUCAUUGCAUUCGUGGUGCUCCUAGGCUUAUUGGCGAUAUUCUGCAAUUUACUGGUGGUCUGGCAUUCAGUCAAGCAAUCAAAGCACGAGAAUAAGAUAAACAAGAUGAAAGGGUCUUUGGCAGUUGCAGAUAUGAUGAUUGGUUUUCACAUCUUGCUGAUACCAACCACCGAGUUGUUCUGGACGAUUUCUUCCACUUCUGAUCAAAUCGACUCAAUGCAGCUUUCGUAUCAAAACUCAGUCGCGGCAUUUAUUGGGGGAAUAUUUUACGUGUCGGGCUUUAGUUCGUCUCUGUUCCACCUUUUUCUUUUAAGCGCACAACGGUUCAUGGCGAUCACGUUCCCAAUCCGCUAUAAGUUUCAAAGCAAUGCAAGGAUUAAUUUCUACAUUGCAUUGGUUUGGUUGCUCGGGUUCCUAGCGGCAAGCUUUCCUGUUUUUUUUCCUUCCGACUUCGUCUACUCAUACAGCCACGUUUUGUUUCUGUUCCACCCUGGACCACGAGGUCCCACCAGCAGACUAAGCAACACUGUUUCUGCAGUGUUCAUUGUGUUUUAUAUCACUCCAUACGUCUUAAUGACUCUACUAACAAUGAUAUCCGGGAUCAGCAUUCGCUUUCGAUUCAAACAGUCAGCUUCUAUUAGUGGAAACGAUAAACGGAAUCGAAAGGCAGAAAAACACGCGUUCGCCGUGCUUGCGUUCAUGCAACUGGGAUUUACUUUAACUUUGGUUCCGUUCGUGGUUGUGGUUUUGUUAUUUUACUCGUCGAUAAUGAAAUGUGAUACGAUGUCAAGUACGUAUGUGACGUGUGUGUACCUUAAUAUGAUCAACAGCUUGGUAAACUUCAUCGUAUACAGUGCACGAGAAACACAAUUUCGAGCAACUGUAAAAAGUAUUUUAACGAGAACGAAUCCCGUUGUCAAACCACCUAGUUCACGUCCCAUAGGGAACCAAUCGAAGGAAUCGAGGGUUUGAUUGAAAAAAUAAUAUUUUAUUUUUAACGCAAUAAUGU
Molecule: messenger RNA, 1591 nt
Organism: Ciona intestinalis (vase tunicate)
Lineage: Eukaryota; Metazoa; Chordata; Ascidiacea; Phlebobranchia; Cionidae
Source: RefSeq, a predicted model, not a curated record